This is a messenger RNA of Acaulospora colombiana, 399 nucleotides long. The record is from the annotation of a GenBank genome assembly. Lineage: Eukaryota; Fungi; Glomeromycota; Glomeromycetes; Diversisporales; Acaulosporaceae.
AUGCUCGUCUCUUUGCAAACCACCUAUCGCACUCUCUCCAGGGAAAUGAACUUUGUGAUUUUUAGUCGAGGGUCGAAGAUCAAGUCGCAUUUGACGUUCAUGCAAGUAUAUGAGAUUCUAUAUGGUGGACUUUCAAAGCAGUUUUGGAGCUGUCACCCUCAAAACUCGUCGCCCAAUUUAGGCGAAGCUAGACGAAGAGGUUGUGCCCUAUGUCAGGACCCUGCCUUGCGCUAUGACGUGCGCGGCGUUGCCGCGGUCGACUCGCAGGUCAUAAGAGAACGUAGCUACGAAUAUACAAACUUUUUAUACGAAUCUCCAGACACAAAACACGAACUAAACGAACCGAAAACUAUGGAAAACAUUAAGGCGCCAGUCUGCGACAUGGCGCAUCGAGAAUAA